AUUCACUCAGGCCCCGCCCCCGCUCCGCCCCGCAGGGAGCUCUCACUUGGGAGGAAGAAGCCGCCACAACGACUGUGCGGACGCUUCAGCCGCAUCAGCAUGAAGCUGCCCCGGAUCCCGCUCCGCAGGCAGAAGCUACCCAAGGUCGUAGUGGCCCAUCACGAUCUGGAUAACACACUCAACUGCAGCUUCCUGGAGCCACCAUCGGGGCUGGAGCAGCCCUCACCAUCCUGGUCUUCCCGGGCCUCAUUCUCCUCCUUCGACACCACUGACGAAGGCCCUGUGUACUGCGUGCCCCACGAGGAGGCGGCAACCGAGAGCCGAGGGAGCAAUUUGGAUCAGGAGAUUCUGCCAGGAUUCUCCAACUACCUCCCACCCCCGCCCUGUGGACCACAGCACCACAGGAGUCUGACCAAUGCUGGCACCUCAGAGAUCUCACCUGGCAGCUCUCUGGCUGGAUAUCACAUUGAGGUCAGCUUCAGUAACCCAUACAGGGACCCAGCCACCUGA
This is a messenger RNA of Myotis davidii, 510 nucleotides long. RefSeq names its product scavenger receptor class F member 2 (gene SCARF2). Bases 100 to 510 code for a protein of 136 amino acids. Gene Ontology annotation, molecular function: scavenger receptor activity. The transcript is spliced from 4 exons. NCBI's taxonomy places the organism in Eukaryota, Metazoa, Chordata, Mammalia, Chiroptera, Vespertilionidae. The record is from RefSeq and is a predicted model, not a curated record.